Saccharomyces paradoxus is the source of this 2835-nucleotide messenger RNA. RefSeq names its product retromer subunit VPS35 (gene VPS35). Bases 1 to 2835 code for a protein of 944 amino acids. Gene Ontology annotation, cellular component: retromer, cargo-selective complex; retromer complex; late endosome. The transcript has a single exon. The record is from RefSeq and is a predicted model, not a curated record. Gene Ontology annotation, biological process: intracellular protein transport; retrograde transport, endosome to Golgi. NCBI's taxonomy places the organism in Eukaryota, Fungi, Ascomycota, Saccharomycetes, Saccharomycetales, Saccharomycetaceae.
AUGGCGUAUGCGGACUCACCAGAAAAUGCGAUCGCUGUUAUUAAGCAGCGAACCGCACUAAUGAACCGGUGUCUAUCUCAACACAAACUAAUGGAAUCAUUGCAGCACACUUCCAUAAUGCUGACAGAAUUGAGAAAUCCGAACUUAUCACCGAAGAAAUACUACGAACUUUACGUCAUUAUUUUCGACUCAUUGACUAAUCUAUCCACAUAUCUGAUAGAGAACCAUCCUCAAAACCAUCAUUUAGCUGAUCUUUAUGAACUGGUUCAGUAUACCGGUAACGUGGUACCCAGACUUUACUUGAUGAUCACAGUCGGGACAAGCUAUCUCACCUUCAAUGAUGCUCCCAAGAAGGAGAUCUUGAAGGAUAUGAUUGAAAUGUGUCGUGGCGUACAAAACCCAAUAAGAGGUUUGUUUUUACGUUAUUAUUUAUCCCAGAGAACUAAAGAAUUGCUGCCUGAGGACGAUCCAUCGUUUAACUCUCAAUUCAUCAUGAAUAAUUUCAUCGAGAUGAACAAGUUGUGGGUGAGAUUACAACACCAGGGGCCAUUGCGUGAGAGGGAAACAAGAACACGCGAAAGGAAAGAGCUACAAAUCUUAGUGGGAUCUCAACUAGUCCGUCUUUCGCAGAUUAUUGAUGACAAUUUCCAAAUGUAUAAGCAGGAUGUCCUCCCCACCAUCUUGGAGCAAGUCAUACAAUGUAGAGAUUUAGUAUCCCAAGAAUAUCUUUUGGACGUCAUCUGUCAGGUAUUUACAGACGAAUUCCAUUUGAAAACCUUGGAUGCUUUAUUGCAAACUACCUUGCACUUAAACCCUGAUGUCUCAAUAAACAAGAUUGUUCUCACUUUGGUUGAUCGGUUGAAUGAUUAUGUUACGAGGCAGUUGGAGGACAACCCAGACGCCACAUCCACUAAUGCAUAUUUGGAUAUGGAUGUAUUUGGUACAUUCUGGGACUACUUGACCGUAUUGAAUCAUGAAAGACCAGAUCUAUCAUUACAACAGUUCAUUCCUCUAGUUGAAAGUGUGAUUGUUCUGAGCUUGAAAUGGUACCCUAAUAAUUUUGAAAAUUUGAACAAGCUCUUUGAACUAGUUUUACAAAAAACCAAGGAUUAUGGUCAGAAAAAUAUUUCUUUAGAAUCGGAACAUUUAUUCCUGGUUUUAUUAUCUUUCCAAAAUAGUAAACUUCAAUUAACCUCACCAUCUACAGCGUCAUCAAACUCAUUAGUCACUUCGAAAAAGAAUUUUAUUUUUCAAUUAAUCUCCCAGUGCCAGGCAUACAAAAACAUCCUAGCCUUGCAGAGCAUUGGUCUACAGAAAAAAGUUGUCAAUGAAAUUAUAGACAUCUUAAUGGAUAAAGACGUGGAGGAAUUAGCCGAUAAUGAAUCUGAAUCGAAGUUGCAUCUUUCAGAGCAUCACACUUAUUUAGUUAUUGAAGACAAACUGCAAGUUCAACGCCUGCUAUCGAUCUGUGAGCCUUUAAUAAUAUCAAGAAGCGGGCCGCCCGCAAACGUUGCGUCGUCAGAUACAAAUAUAGACGAAGUGUUUUUCAAUAGACAUGAUGAAGAAGAAUCCUGGAUAUUAGAUCCAAUACAGGCAAAGUUAGCACUCUUGAUUCAUUGGAUAAUGAACACUACUUCUCGGAAACAAACAACGAAAAACAAAUUCCAAUUUAGCUUAGAAGCACAAUUGGAGAUAUUACUACUUAUUAAAUCUUCGUUCAUUAAAGGUGGCAUUAAUGUUAAAUACACUUUUCCAGCAAUAAUCACAAAUUUUUGGAAACUGAUUAGGAAAUGCCAUAUGAUACAAGAGUACCUUUUAAAGAAAAGACCCGACAACAAGACGUUGUCAUCUCAUUAUUCCAAUCUUUUAAAGCAAAUGUUUAAAUUUGUUUCGCGUUGUAUCAAUGAUAUUUUCAACUCUUGCAACAACUCAUGCACAGAUCUAAUUUUGAAAUUAAAUUUACAAUGUGCCACUCUGGCUGACCAAUUACAACUAAAUGAAAUUUCAUAUGAUUUUUUCUCUCAGGCCUUCACAAUAUUCGAAGAAUCUCUGAGUGACUCAAAGACGCAGUUACAAGCUUUAAUCUAUAUGGCCCAAUCUUUACAAAAGACAAGAUCUCUUUACAAAGAAGCUUACUAUGAUUCAUUGAUUGUUAGAUGCACACUGCAUGGGUCCAAAUUAUUAAAAAAACAGGACCAAUGUCGUGCUGUUUAUUUAUGCUCUCACCUUUGGUGGGCAACGGAAAUUUCAAAUAUUGGUGAGGAAGAAGGUAUCACAGAUAACUUCCAUAGGGAUGGUAAACGGGUGCUAGAAUGUCUACAAAGGUCUCUCCGUGUAGCAGAUUCCAUAAUGGAUAAUGAACAGAGUUGUGAGCUAAUGGUAGAAAUAUUGAAUAGAUGCCUCUACUAUUUUAUUCAUGGGGAUGAGACUGAAACGCACAUAUCUAUAAAAUACAUCAAUGGUUUGAUCGAGCUAAUCAAAACAAAUCUAAAAUCGCUAAAACUAGAAGAUAACAGUGCCUCUAUGAUAACCAACACAAUCAGCGAUUUGCACAUCACCGGAGAAAAUAAUGUGAAGUCAAACACUAAUGCAGAUGACGGCUCUGUUACCGUAGAUAAGGAUUCCAAUGUUGCCAUAGGUUCGGACGGAACAUAUAUUCAACUAAAUACACUGAACGGAUCUUCUACACUAAUACACGGAGUAGUAGCAACUGCUUCGGGUAGUAAGUUACUACACCAGCUGAAGUAUGUUCCAAUUUAUCAUUUUCAGCGCACUUGUGAGUACAUUGAAAGCCAAAGAGAAGUUGACGAUCGUUUCAAAGUCAUAUAUGUAUAG